AUGACGGACGUUUUAAGCAACCGUAGUGUACUUUUAACCACCGUAGAGGUCUUCUCCAUCAUAAUUUUCAACUUUCUGUCGUUAACGGGGAACAUAAUGGUGUGCAUUGCAGUCUACAAGAACACACGACUACGCACAACCACCAAUCUGUAUAUCAUCGCACUUGCUGUAAGUGAUUUGAUGUCCGGUGUAUUUGUCAUGCCUUUUGCAGCGGGUGUGCUUAUCAAAGGGGAAUGGGUUUAUGGCCCAGUGAUCUGCGACUUUCAAGCGUACAUUGCUUUGUUUGUGGUGUACAUUUCACCCGUCACUAUGGGUUUAACAGCAUUUAACAGAUAUAUGAGGAUUUGUAAGUCGGAGCAGCAAUACAAGAGAAUCUUUUUACCGUGGAAGUCACGAGCAUUAUUGGCCUUUGCAUGGAUCCUCGUUGCUUGCUACAUCCCUGUUCCAAAGUUAACAGGUCUUCAAGACUAUGUGUUUGUCCCAGGAUAUGCCCUGUGCGCUCCGGCUCAUCUCAAUCAAACUGGAAAAAGAGUCCACUUCGCCAUUGUCCUCUGUUUUUUCCUUUUAACUCCUUUAUUGACUACAAUAUUCAGCUACAUAAAGGUUGCAAAGAUGAUCCGACAGCACAAUGCCGCUAUGUCAUCUACGAUUCACAGGGCUGCGACAGGCUCAAGCAUCAACGUGCAAGAGCUCAGGCUGAGUAAGGCACUAUUUGUGGUCGUGUUCGCGUUCAUGAUAUGCUGGAUCCCAUUUUGGGUUGUUGUUGUUUUAAGGGGCUUCAAUGUCGUCACGUCGAUGCCUCGGAACAUUAAACUCCUGUCCAAUUUCUGCAUAUAUUUAUCCCAUACAAUAAAUCCUUUCAUAUACGCAGGGAUGAAUCGCACUUUCAGAAGCGAAUUCCGAAAAAUGCUAUGC
Messenger RNA from Porites evermanni, 915 nucleotides. The record is from the annotation of a GenBank genome assembly. NCBI's taxonomy places the organism in Eukaryota, Metazoa, Cnidaria, Anthozoa, Scleractinia, Poritidae.